This is a messenger RNA of Saccoglossus kowalevskii, 1807 nucleotides long. RefSeq names its product glycerophosphodiester phosphodiesterase 2-like. Gene Ontology annotation, molecular function: phosphoric diester hydrolase activity. Lineage: Eukaryota; Metazoa; Hemichordata; Enteropneusta; Harrimaniidae. Gene Ontology annotation, biological process: lipid metabolic process. The record is from RefSeq and is a predicted model, not a curated record.
AAAAAUAAAAUAGCUAACUGGUAAACAAUGUGUUUUGAAAAUACAUAGUUAGAGGUAAUCAUUUGAUAAAGCGAGAGUGUUCUAAAAUGGUGUCGCAUUUGAGAUUAGAAGCACGCCAGAGAUACGAACAACAAGUAUGUCUGUCAUGUGUAACUGGUCUAUAUGGGUGCAGAUGGAAACGAUAUCAGCGCUCUACUUCUGAUACAUCAUGGAAAGAAAGAAUAUGGUUCAUCAUUUCAAUCCUCGGCUUUAGUUUUAUGGUGUUAUGGCUGUACUUUUGGUUAAUCAUAAGAAAUGACUGGGAUGACGUGAACUGGUAUGUCUAUGAUGCACUAGGUUUUUGGUUUAUAUUUGCGCCUAUUUUACAAAUAAUAGCAGUAGUGUUACUAACUUGCCUCACAUGGCUUAUUGCUGGGGCUUGGGCUAAACUUCGUUCAAUGGGACUUAAAAUAGGAGUGUUAUCUGUUUAUAUCUGUAUAACAUUAUUUCUGUAUUUAAGUCCAUUAUUAAUGAACUCGCCUUGUGUGACAACUGUUAUACCAAGAAAACCAUUAUUAGUUGGACACAGAGGAGCACAACAGCUUGCUCCAGAAAACACUAUGAGUGCUUUUGUUACAUCAGCAAAAUAUAGUGUAUAUGGUUUUGAGUCUGAUGUCCAGAUAAGUGCCGAUGGUGUGCCAUUUCUUUUACAUGAUAAAUCAUUGGAAAGAACAACUAAUGUUGAAGAAGUUUUUCCUGAUAGAGCUUCAGAUGACCCUUCUACAUUUAAUAUUUCGGAUUUAAAAAAACUAGAUGCAGGAUCCUGGUAUGUUACGACAGAUCCAUUUCGUAAUGUUGAUAGCCUGUCAGAAACAACUAAAAAUUGGUAUAGUAAUCAAACCAUACCCAAGUAUACUGACUGGUUGGAGUAUGCAGCUCAAGAAAAUAAAAUAGUUUUAUUUGAUUUACAUCAACCACCAGAAAAUCAUACAUAUCAUGAAACAUGGAUUGAACUUGUGGUCAAUCUGACAUUAACAUCAUCACUUCCCCAGCACUUGGUGUGGUGGUUGCCAGGUUCUAACAGAGAUGAAGUGAUGGAGGCAGCACCUGGAUUUGUACAGGUUUCUGGUGGUUAUGAAUGGUUCUAUAAUUUAGAUAAACUGAAUAAACAGUAUGAUGAGAUUAAUAAUGAUCAAAUUCAGACUGCCAUUGCAGAGCUAGAAAUUCAUGAAAAUCAAGCUGUCAUUCUAGAACUGGAUCUCAACAGAUUGGAAAAAAAAAAUGUCUCAACAAAUAUAUAUAUUGUGAAUUCGAAAUGGUUGUUCUCUUUAUAUUGGUGUAUUGAACUUCCUACUGUUACAACAGGGGCAUGCCAUGAGCUGGAGAAGAUGGAAGAACCAAUGUGGCAUUUGUCUCCUGAUGUCUACCUAAUUGUGUGGAUAACAAUAGAUGUUGUGUCCGCAAUUAUCAUUGUCAUCAUAUUCUUUAUCCAAAGACACCGAUAUUCAGAACACCACGUUGCAGAAACUAUUUCCUUAGCUUCUGUCAGUGAACAAUUCAACCAAGAAUCUGCAAGCACUGUUAAAGAAAAGUUUCGAGCACUCCUGACGAGGUACAAGUGAUUGUUAACCCCUAAUCACCCCUAAGUUUUAGUGUAAUAUCUCGUAAAUGUGAUUGUAGUGCUUGUCUUCUUUAACACAUCACUUAGUUUACCUAGUUGCACUAGAUAGCAAGUAAUCAUAUAACCAACCACUUAGUAAUACAUUGUAUUUGCAAAAAAAUCACUAAAUUUUGCAAAACGGGCCUUUCAAAUUAACACCAUUCUUGC